AUGUUAUUGGCCUACGCUGUCAGAUAUCAUCCGAAAGCAUACUUAGGCGGACCUAUAGGUCAUGUGAUCAUUUGGUUCACCACUUUCUCGAUAACAUUGGGUCAUAUGUAUUGGCAAAAGGACAUGAUCAGGCCCGGUUUUGAAUAUGGCCCAUACGAACACUAUCUCUAUCUAUUUUUUCACAAACCAUUAUAUCUAUCGUGGUUUGCAUGGCUUAUAUACGGAACGUCUACUGGCAGAUGGGGUUUUCUAAAUGACAUAAUUGGUUGGAAAGGGUUUAAAGUAGUCGAUAACAUGUCACUCGAGAUCUAUAUUAUGCACGUAUUUGUGUUUGUGUACAGAAUUGGUGUUCAGCGAGAACUUCGUACAUAUAAUGAAUACUAUAUCUGGUCUUCAGCCAUCGCCGACUUCGUGUCCUCCUAUGUGUUGGCAGUAAUAGCAGGCUUUCUGGUGUCGCGACCCUUCGCCGCAAUGACUCAGGCGUUGCUUAAACCCCAACCAAAACCCAAAGCCGUGUCCAACGAAGAAACGGAUAAAAACUCA
Molecule: messenger RNA, 543 nt
Organism: Oppiella nova
Lineage: Eukaryota; Metazoa; Arthropoda; Arachnida; Sarcoptiformes; Oppiidae
Source: the annotation of a GenBank genome assembly